AAGGUUUCUGCCCCACCCCAUUUUAGCUCUCUUCUUUGCAGUAAAGCCAUGACUGAUCCGAGUGAAGAUGGGAGAGUGCGGACGAUCCGCGCAGCGGUCUCCGCAGACGGACCAGAGCUGGAGACGGCUGGCCAGCAGAAACUGCUCCUGCACGUCUGGGGAAAGCUGCAACGAACGGAGGGCGCCCUUAGGGACGAAAUAGCACAGCAUCGAAAGCUGAAAAAAGAGAGGGAAGAGGACGUGGCAGGAUAUAAGGAAAUGCUCGGCAAAAUUCAGGACCUGUCAGAGCAGAAAAACGCCCAGCUGAACGCCAUGAUGGAAUCUAUCAGGGCAGAACGAGAUGCAUUCGAAGCAGGGAACCAGGCCAUAGUCCAAUUACUAAUGGAACGAGGAGGGGUUCACCACCAUCAAUUACUCGUCAACUCAAAAGACCGAGGUGACACUCUCAAAUUAUCUGUGGAGAGACUUGUGAACGAUAUGGAGAGCCAGGAAUUGACCAUCGGCCAGCUAGUGAAAGAGAAAAAGAAUCUAACGCACAAAAAAGAGCAGUUGGAAACAGAGUUACAGGUUCUGAAAAAGCAAUUGAGUGGCCUUAAAACAGCCAGUAUGGGUAGUGACAGAAAGGAGAAGCGGUUACAGGGACAGCUUGAGGCAUCACAAAAGAAACUUAAGUCCUGCGAAGAUGCCAACAAAGGGUAAGCAGUAAGUAAGUUGUCACUGAUUAUUGAACUUUAAAGCGUGAACAUGUGUGAAGAGCAUGUUGGGAAGCUUAGUUUGACAGGACACUAGGAAGUUCAAGCUUAUAGUAUAUAUACCACACAAUCUCUCUGUUGUGUAAUAACUUGCUCUUUACGUCCACAAAGACUAAGUGAGCAGUUGGAAAAGAUGAGGGGAGACAUGAAGAUGCUCACGGGGAAACUCGAGAGCAUGACAGCCACUCAGACAAAGGUCCACAGAGAGAAUGUCAGCCUCAGGAGAAGCAUCAAGCAGAAAGAGGGCGAGAUUCAGGAGACACGUCGUGAUACGGUCGCACUCACUACCCACAACCAACUCAAGGAAAAGUGCAACGAGCUGGAGAAAUCUCUCUCUGCAGAGCAACAAGCCCACGCGGAGAAACUGAGAAAGGUGACCGACAAAGACAAGCGUAACAUAGAGCAGUUGAGGCAAGAGCUAGAAACCGCUCAUGGAGAACUGGAAGAGGUCAAAGAAAAGUUGGAGACUACUUUGCAGCAGGUUCAUAGUCUGCAACGAGACCUUCACGAAAAGGAACUGGAGAACCAAAACACUCACCAAACCCUACAGAAACUCAUUAAAGAGGAGCAGGAAGCUCAGGAAGAGAACAGGGAGCUAAAGAGGCAGCUCAGUUUGAAAGAAGAGAACCAGAACACGAUGCGUAAUCGACUGCACAAAGAGAGCACUUCUCUGGCGCGGCAGAAAGAGGAGCGGGAGGGAGAGCUAGCUGCAGUCACCAGAGAGCUGCAGGAGUCGAGAGAGGUAGAAAAGGGGCUUCAGUUGGAUAAGGAAAGUCUCUCGCAGCAGCUGAAGAGAAUCCAGGAAGAGGUUGGAGGGUACCAAGUGAGACUGCUGGAGAUGGAGCAGUUCAUGGAGACUGGGAAACAACAAGUGACAACAGAGCAGGAGGCAAACCAUACAAAGAUCAAGGAAUUGGAGGACAGGGUUUCAACACUGGAUAUGGACAAGAGAACACUCUCUGAAAAGUUGGAUGAGAGGAUUGAGCAGCACCAGAAGCUGCAGCAUGAGUUGAGGACAGAGAGAGAUGCAAAGGACCAGCUUCGCUCUGAGGUGCAGAGAUCACAGAUGAAGGCAAGGAGUUUGAGGGAGGAGAAAAAGAAGUCAUCUUCUGAGCUGGAGCAGCAGUUAGCAUCAGCAGAAGCAGAGAACCUGACAUUACAACAGAAGAUUGAUAAACUAAAGGCAGAGCUUCAGAACAUGGUUCUGGCUAACACCAAGGCAACAGGAGCAGAGGAGGUUCUGAGGAGGAUUGAGAAAGACUUAAGACUAAAGCUUCAGGAGAGAGAAGCUGAGAAUCACUCUUUAGUGCAAAAGGCUACAGAAAAGUCAGAGGACACAGCCAGAUUAACUGCUGAAGUAAAGGAGCAGAAAGAGAUAUGCAAACGUAAGCAUGGGAAAAUCGAUUCACUGCAACAGGAGGUUCAAACAGGCAGAGAGAGACUGGCAGCUGUAGAGGCUGAGCUUUCCACGCUCCAGCAAAACAUCUCUCACACAACAGAAGAAAAGUCAGCCCUUGAGGGAGCAGUGUCUACCAUGUGUGGAGAGCUGGAGAACACGAGGCAGGAGCUGGCAGCGGCGGGUGAGAGAGCCAAGCUAGAGAUGAAAACAGUACAGGACAAACUGGACACAGCAGAGCAGAGACUCGCUACAGCACUGGCAGAAAAAGAGGACAAAAAAAAAUCAUCACAGAGAGCAGUGGAGGAGCUGAAGACGAAAGUGGAGAUGUUGGAGCAACGCCUGACACAGGCAAGCCAAGAUUCCUCAGAGAGAGCUGACCAGCUGGGCCACACCGAGAGAAAGUUCAGCGAACAGAUUCAGACGCUGCGACAGAAGCUAUCGACUGUAGAAGCCCAGAAACAGCAAGAGAGAGAAGAGCUCGGUAAUCAGCUAAAGAAGCUGUCUGCCACACUCUCUCACACCCAGCAAGAACUCCAGUCCAGGGAACAGGAGCUAGAGGUGACUAAAGCCAGACUGAGUGAGACGGAGAAAAUGUGUUCCGAGUCGGAGAGUCUCCUGGACAGGGAGAAGAGUAGCACUGUCAACCUCCAGCAACAGCUCACCGACGAGCAAGGAACCUCUGCCAAGUUUCGGGAGCAGUUACAGGAGCUGGUCACGAAGAAUGCCACCGCUCUCGGUGCUCAGAAGAAACUAGAGGCAGAACUGACUGAAAUGUCGAAGCAAAAGCGGAGAGCAGAUUCAAAGCUUGCCAAGAUACAGACCGAGCAAGAGGCCAUGCAGAGAGAGAAGAAGCAGCUCCAACAGAAGGUAGAAGCAUUGAGUGCUGAAAUUUUGGAACUUCAGCAGAAAUUGGCUGAACUUCAAGUGAAGGAGAAGGCAAUGAUAGAAGGGGAGCAUAAAAUAGAGUCACUUCAACACGAGCUGGCUAGCAUCGAAGAGAAACUCAAUGAGAAAGAAGUGAAGGGAAUGGUUCAGGAGCAGAAGUUGGAGAGAGAGGUGGAGAGGGCGAGGAGAAUGGAGGAGGAGAGAGGGGAAAUGGAGAAGGAGUUGAGGGAGAAGGAGACCGAAAUGACCAGCUCUGCUCGCUCUCUGCAGGCAAAGGAACACCACGUCAGACUGGCCGAAGAACAGAUAAAGAGGUUGGAGUAUGAGAAGGAGCAGCUGCACAAGGAGCUGGCUCUGGUUCAGCAGGUUUACAGUCAGCAGAUGGCAGGGAUGGAGGAAUGGAGAGACGGCCUGGCGAGACAGGGCAGGAGACGAGCUGAAAAGAAAAUACACGACCAGGAGAGGUUGAGUUCAUACAGAGAGAAGCAGCACCGUAAGAAGCUGGGUCUGGAGUGGGAGGUGGUGAGGCUCUGUGAGGACCUGGAGAGUGCCAGGAGACAGCUAGAGGCCGAGGCAAGGUGGAGGGAAAAGGCAGCUGCUGAGCACAAGAUACAACUGGCAGCCAACACUAACCUCCGGUGCAAGAUCAAUGAGCAGGAGAGGGUCAUAAGUGACCAUAAAAACGAGAUCCAUCAGCUGAGACUGAGCAAUGACAGAGUGCAGAGGGAGAACCAGCUACUUGAACAAGAGAACAGCACGCUGACCUCGCCAAGAGGGCACCCCUCUCCUAUUCUCUACCGUCACCACACAUCUGCUCCCUCUUCUUCCCCUCCUCACUCCCCACCUCCUCCCUCCCAGCCCCCACCUGCACCAGUCUCUCCUCCCUCACAAUCUCCACCAUCACUAUCCCAAACAUCACAAACUAACACUUAACCCACUUCAGCUACAUACUUUAUGCUUUUUAUCACCCCUAAUUAUGUCACACAAAAAGUUUUUAGACACUAGUAAAUUUCCCUAUUUUCAAAUCACACCUCUUUCUUAUUGUAUCUUUCCAUAGCUUUCUCCAUUCUAAAUCAGGCUUUCCCAACCUUCUAUUGCCUUUCAUGCAAGAUUUUGACUGAAUUGAUUGAGGAAAUAAUUAAAUUUUUUCAUCUUUUUGAGAGGGAGCUACCGACUUUAGCUCCACUCACAGCCACCAGUAGGUAGUACAGUACCACCAACACUAUCCCUAUCAGAGCCAGUAUGAUGAGCAGUGUGU
Molecule: messenger RNA, 4294 nt
Organism: Geodia barretti
Lineage: Eukaryota; Metazoa; Porifera; Demospongiae; Tetractinellida; Geodiidae
Source: the annotation of a GenBank genome assembly